CAACCUGUUCUCACGUUCUUGUGUCUAAGCUCAGUGCAGUCACCAUGUCUUCAUCUGGUAUCACUGUGCGUCUCCUGAAGGAAGAAAAGCCCUCUUCUGGGCUUGUUGUCAGUCCAUAUCUGGGACAGGACUACCAUAAACUUGUCCAGGAAUGUCUGCAGCAGGGACGUCUGUUUGAGGACCCCCUCUUUCCUGCAGAUGAAAAAUCAUUGGGGUACAAUCAGCUGGGUCCUUGGUCUGGACAAACCAGAGGCAUUCAGUGGAGAAGACCACAGGAAAUCUGCCAGUCCCCUCAGUUCAUCUGCGAAAACAUGAAAUGGACAGAUGUGUGCCAGGGACAACUUGGUAACUGCUGGUUUCUUGCUGCUGCUGCCGCCCUGACUCAGUACCCAUUACUUAUGGCACGUGUUGUCCCCCCACAGCAGAGUUUUAAGGAUAGAUACGCUGGAAUAUUCCAUUUUCAGUUCUGGCAGUAUGGAGAAUGGGUGGACGUAGUGGUUGAUGACAGAUUGCCAGUGAAGAAUGGACAAUUGGUUUUUGUCAGCUCUGCACAGAAAAGUGAAUUUUGGGCAUCUCUUCUUGAAAAAGCGUAUGCAAAGUUAAAUGGAUCAUAUGAAGCCCUGGAUGGAGGGUUUAUGAAUGAGGCAUUUGUGGAUUUCACUGGUGGAUUGGAUGAGACUGUGGAUCUCAAGGUCCCUCCUCCAAAUCUCUUCCAUCUGAUUGAAAAGGCAGUAAAGAAGAGAUCACUUAUGGGAGCCUCCAUCCAGAUCCAGAGUCAGUAUGAGAGUGAACUGCAAACCCCAGAGGGACUGGUAAAGGGACAUGCUUAUUCUAUCAUAGCAACUUGGAAGAUGGAACAAAAUGGCCGAACAAUUCAUCUGCUACGUCUGAGGAAUCCGUGGGGUAAAGUAGAGUGGAACGGACGCUGGAGUGAUAACUCUCCUUUAUGGUCACAAGUUACCGUUGAACUUCAAGCAAAACUGCAGGCCAGAGGUGAAGAUGGAGAAUUCUGGAUACAGAUUGAAGACUUUCUGCGCUUUUUUGAUAUCCUGGAAGUCUGCAACCUUACACCAGAAUCAAUGAGAGAUGAAUGUGCUCAUUUGUGGAAUACAAACACCUUCUGUGGAAGAUGGAUAAUGGGGCACAAUGCUGGAGGGUGCCGGAAUUAUAGAGCCACUUUCUGGACCAACCCACAGUACAUGGUGACUCUGACAGAGGAGGAUGAAGAUCCCCAUGAUGGGUGUACAUUACUGGUCUCUCUCAUGCAGAAGAACAGACGCCAGAUUAGAUCCAGAGGACAGGACUUCCUGGCUGUGGGAUUUGAGAUCUACCAGGUUCCAAAAGAGUCUGACAAUAUGAUGCUUGUAUCAGAGAGGAUGAACUUAUUCUCAAUGCUUGUGCCUGUUGUUCUGAGUCCGUUUGUGGCCAAGCGAGAUGUUACUGAACGGUACCAGCUGCCUCCUGGGAAAUACCUGCUAAUCCCAAGCACUUUCCAACCCCACCAGGAAUCUGACUUUAUCCUGAGGGUCUUCACAGAGAAGCAGCACAAACUCAUGGAAAUUGAUUAUGAGAUCAGAGCCAAUGCAAAUGUGUUUCAGGAGAAAGAGCUCCAGGGCACCAUGGAAGAAUUCACAGCUCACUUUACAAGACUGUCCGGGCUGGACAGAGAAAUCAGCCCUGAAGAAUUACAAAAGAUUCUGGUACAAAUAACAUCCAAACACACCCAUCUGAAGGUGGACGGAUUUCCUCUGGAUACCUGCAGACUUCUAAUAAAAAUGGUAGAUCGCAACGGAAAUGGGAAGCUGCAAUUAGAGGAGUUUAGGAAACUGUGGACCAAGAUCAAGGAGUGGGAGCUAAUAUUCACAAAAUACGACAAAGACAGGUCAGGAACUAUGGAUGUUCAGGAACUGCGGUUAGCGCUGGAAGCGGCUGGAUUUACACUGAACAACCAAUUGGUAGAAUCUCUGUGCCAGAGAUAUGGUGAUGACGUUAGGCAGGUGGAUUUUGAUAGUUUUCUUUCGUGCCUGGCCUAUCUCGUCUGUGUUUUUGGACAAUGCCAGAAUAUGGACCAAAACAAAGAUGGCUUAAUUAGCAUCUCCAAACAGCAGUGGCUACAGCUCUUAUGUUUCAACUGAAGGGGAAACCUUCUAUCUUCCAAUAACUCAAGUUAAUCUCUGAUGUUUACAGAAGGCAAAAAGCAUCCUUGGUUGAUAAAAGCUCUGAUGUGAAAAUAGUUUGUUUGCUUAAUAUUUGUGCUGUUCUGUUUUGUAUCAUUACGAAAAUAAUGAUGUUUUAGCUGAAAUAAAAAAGUUUAUUUUUCUUUGA
Molecule: messenger RNA, 2325 nt
Organism: Xenopus laevis (African clawed frog)
Lineage: Eukaryota; Metazoa; Chordata; Amphibia; Anura; Pipidae
Product: provisional ortholog of calpain 2 L homeolog
Exons: 21
Coding region: 45-2135 (696 amino acids)
Biological process (GO): proteolysis
Cellular component (GO): cytoplasm
Molecular function (GO): calcium ion binding; cysteine-type peptidase activity; cysteine-type endopeptidase activity
Source: RefSeq, a predicted model, not a curated record